ACACACACACACUCCCUCUCUCUCAUAACUCUAGUGUGUGUUUUGUCAGUAAAACUCGCGUGUGUCGGCGGUGUCUCUCACUCAUCUCUCUCUAGCAGGACUCCGCGUCUCUUCUCUCCCGUCUUCACAUCAACAAAGGACGAACGAACUCUCUUUCUCCAGAAUCAUGUUGUGGAAAUCACGGACCAAGACAGAGCCUUACUGCUUACAGGACCGAUCGGAUGGGCUUUCGAACUCCUCUCCGAGCGCACGGCUCUCCCAGCUCUCCUCGCUGAACCAGGCGUCCUACUCCUCGGCUCCCCCGCUCUGCCACACCCCAGCCUCGGACUUCCAGCCACCCUACUUCCCUCCUCCUUAUCCGCAGUCCUCACUGUCCUAUUCCCAAGGCCAGGACACGGGAUACCCGCAUUUACCGGAGCCCUACCCGUCCAUCAACUCGCUCCACCAGCACCACCAGCACCAGCAGGCCUGGCACUCCCAGCGCUCGCGCUCCGAGGACGCAGGGCUCCUGUCUCAGUCCCACCGCGCGUUGAGUUUAGACCCGCGUCGCGAGUAUCCAGGCGUCCCGCGGCUCCUGCACCACGGCCUGGGCGAAGGAGCCGCGGCGCUGGGGGAAGCUCCUCUGGGGAUGCAUGCAAUGGCGCAUCACGGGCUGGAGGACAUUCAGGGUUUGGAAGAAGCGUCAGCGCUGGGGAUCCUGGACCAUUCAGUCAUCAAGAAAGUGCCGUCGAAGCUGAAUGGCUCGCUGUGUCUCAGUAAAGAGGGCCUGGGUCUGGGCGGCGUGUCGAACCCAUCGGAGAUCUUCUGCUCAGUGCCGGGACGCCUGUCGCUCCUCAGCUCCACAUCCAAGUAUAAGGUGACGGUGGGAGAAGUCCAGAGACGCCUGGCGCCGCCUGAGUGCCUGAACGCGUCGCUGCUCGGAGGAGUCCUGCGCAGAGCCAAGUCGAAAAACGGCGGUCGCUGUCUCCGUGAGCGCCUGGAGAAGAUCGGCCUGAACCUGCCGGCUGGGCGACGGAAGGCCGCCAACGUCACACUGCUCACCGCGCUGGUGGAAGGAGAGGCGGUUCACCUUGCUCGGGACUUCGGGUACGUGUGUGAGACGGAGUUCCCGGCCCGGGCCACAGCGGAGUAUCUGUGCCGGCAGUUCGACCCGGAUCAGAUGCCCACGAGACGCAGCAUGUUGAUGGCCAGCAAGGAGAUCUGCAAGGAGUUCAUGGACCUGAUGUCUCAGGACAGGUCUCCUCUGGGUGCCGGCCGCCCCACGCCCUGCCUGGACCCCGGGGUGCAGAACAGCCUGACCCACUUCAGCCUGCUGACCCACGGCUUCGGGACGCCGGCCAUCUGCGCCGCACUCAGUGCCUUCCAGAGCUACUUACUGGAGGCCCUCAAACUGCUGGAGAAGGAAGGGGCCAAGGGCCACGACAAGGAUCUCAAGCACCGCAAGUGAACAAUCGGGCGAGAGACACAGACUGCCUCCUCCCUCUCUGUUAGGAGCGUAUGAGUGUAUUUAUGUGUGCGAAUGUGUGCGUUCACCGCGUAUGGACUCGCUGGUCUCCUGAGAGAACACGUGCACCUCAAAGUCCCAUCGGACCCCGUCGCGUGCUGACGCGACACACACGGACUUCUGAACGGUGGAACGUUAUUAGCUAUUGACUAAUGAAUUUGAAAAUGUCAUUUUUGUACUUCAUGUUUUGUGUUUAUUAUCAAUGGUCCUGUUCUUCUUAUUGCUGUACUGCAAUGUAAAUGUAAUAUAUUAUUAAACCAACCACUGGAUUCAA
Molecule: messenger RNA, 1778 nt
Organism: Pimephales promelas (fathead minnow)
Lineage: Eukaryota; Metazoa; Chordata; Actinopteri; Cypriniformes; Leuciscidae
Source: RefSeq, a predicted model, not a curated record